Tachyglossus aculeatus (Australian echidna) is the source of this 6607-nucleotide messenger RNA. RefSeq names its product protein tyrosine phosphatase non-receptor type 4 (gene PTPN4). The transcript is spliced from 26 exons. The record is from RefSeq and is a predicted model, not a curated record. Bases 16 to 2826 code for a protein of 936 amino acids. Lineage: Eukaryota; Metazoa; Chordata; Mammalia; Monotremata; Tachyglossidae. Gene Ontology annotation, biological process: protein dephosphorylation. Gene Ontology annotation, molecular function: protein tyrosine phosphatase activity; cytoskeletal protein binding. Gene Ontology annotation, cellular component: cytoplasm; cytoplasmic side of plasma membrane; cytoskeleton.
CUCGUGUGGACAGUAAUGACCGCACGCUUCCGAUUGCCUGCUGGCAGAACCUACAAUGUCCGGGCAUCAGAGCUGGCACGAGACAGACAGCACACAGAGGUGGCCUGCAACGUCCUUCUCCUGGAUAACACUGUACAAGCAUUCCGAGUUAAUAAACAUGAUCAGGGACAGGUUCUGUUGGAUGUAGUCUUCACACACCUUGAUUUGACUGAAAGAGAUUAUUUUGGUUUACAGUUGGCUGAUGAUUCCACAGAUAACCCAAGGUGGCUGGAUCCAAACAAACCAAUAAGGAAGCAGUUAAAGAAAAUGCUUUUAUUAAUUCUAGGAGGAUCUCCUUACAGUUUGAACUUUAGAGUCAAAUUUUUUGUAAGUGAUCCCAACAAGCUACAAGAAGAAUACACAAGGUACCAGUAUUUUUUGCAAAUUAAACAAGACAUUCUUACGGGAAGAUUGCCCUGCCCUUACAAUUCUGCUGCCCUUUUGGCUUCUUAUGCCGUUCAGUCUGAACUGGGAGAUUACAACCAUUCAGAGAAUUUGCCAGGCUACCUCUCGGAUUAUUCUUUCGUUCCUAGCCAGCCUCAAGACUUUGAAAAAGAAGUAGCAAAAUUGCAUCAGCAACAUACGGGCUUGUCUCCUGCAGAAGCAGAAUUCAAUUAUCUCAAUACAGCACGAACCUUAGAACUCUAUGGAGUUGAAUUGCACUAUGCAAGGGAUCAAAGUAACAAUGAAAUUAUGAUUGGAGUGAUGUCAGGAGGAAUACUAAUUUAUAAGAACAGGGUACGAAUUAACACCUUUCCAUGGUUGAAGAUUGUAAAAAUUUCUUUUAAGUGCAAGCAGUUUUUUAUUCAACUUAGAAAAGAAUUGCACGAAUCCAGAGAAACAUUACUGGGAUUCAACAUGGUGAAUUACAGAGCAUGUAAGAAUUUGUGGAAAGCCUGUGUAGAGCACCAUACGUUCUUUCGUUUGGAGAGACCACUUCCACCUCAGAAGAACUUUUUUGCACAUUAUUUUACCUUGGGCUCAAAGUUCCGGUACUGUGGGAGGACAGAAGUCCAGUCUGUACAGUAUGGAAAAGAAAAGGCAAACAAAGACAGGGUAUUUGCAAGGUCCCCAAGUAAACCUUUGGCCCGGAAGUUGAUGAGUGGGAUGGAUUGGGAGGUAGUGAGCCGGAAUUCAUUAUCGGAUGACCGGUUAGAAACACAGAGCUUACCAUCGCGCUCGCCGCCUGGAACCCCAAAUCAUCGCAACUCUGCGUUGACCCAAGAAGGAAGCCGGUUACGACCAUCUUCAGUCGGACAUUUAGUUGACCACAUAGUCCAUCCCUCCCCAAGUGACAUUUUUGCCAAUCACAGAUCUCCAUCAUCCACCCAGGCGAAUAGCAUCAUCCUGGAAUCAUCACCAUCUCAGGAUACUCCCGUAGAUGGCCCACCUCCUGCACUGCCGCCCAAGCAGUCGAAGAAAAGCAGUUGGAACCAAAUUGAUCAUUCAUCCUCCCAACAAGAACUGGAUAACCAUAUUCAUGAAGCAUUUGACGUUCCUUCUUCCCCUGAAAAAUCCACACCCAAUGGUGGUAUUCCCCAGGAUAAUCUUGUUCUAAUCAGAAUGAAACCUGAUGAAAGUGGAAGGUUUGGCUUCAAUGUGAAGGGAGGAUAUGAUCAGAAGAUGCCUGUGAUAGUGUCCAGGGUAGCUCCAGGAACAUCCGCAGACCUCUGCGUCCCUCGCUUGAACGAAGGGGAUCAGGUUGUACUGAUCAAUGGCAGGGACAUAGCGACUCAUACCCACGAUCAGGUGGUUAUGUUCAUCAAAGCUAGUUGCGAGAGACACUCAGGGGAACUCGUGCUCCUAGUUCGGCCUAACGCCGUCUACGACGUGGUAGAGGAAAAGCUGGAAAGCGAACCCGACUUCCAGUACAUUCCCGAGAAAUCUCCUCUAGACGGUGUCCAUCAAGAUGAUAACGCUCUGAAAGAGUCGAUGAUCCAGCUUGCCGAGGGGCUUGUCACUGGAACAGUCCUGAUGCAGUUUGAUCAACUGUACAGGAAAAAGCCUGGAAUGACAAUGUCUUGUGCCAAAUUACCUCAAAACAUUUCCAAAAAUAGAUACAGAGACAUUUCGCCUUAUGAUGCUACACGGGUCAUUUUAAAGGGCAGUGAUGACUACAUCAAUGCAAAUUAUAUAAAUAUGGAAAUCCCUUCUUCCAGCAUUAUCAAUCAGUACAUCGCUUGUCAGGGGCCAUUACCGAACACUUGUCCAGAUUUCUGGCAGAUGACGUGGGAGCAAGGCUCCUCCAUGGUUGUGAUGCUGACCACACAGGUUGAGCGGGGCCGGGUCAAGUGCCACCAGUAUUGGCCAGAGCCCCCGGGAAGCUCAUCUUAUGGAAAUUACCAAGUCACCUGUCAUUCAGAAGAAGAGAAUACUGCUUACGUCUUCAGGAAGAUGACACUAUGUAAUCUAGAGAAAAAUGAGAGUCGUCAGCUCACCCAGAUCCAGUACAUCGCCUGGCCUGACCACGGAGUCCCCGAUGAUUCCAGUGACUUCCUAGAUUUUGUUUGUCACGUACGAAACAAGAGGGCCGGCGGAGAAGAGCCUGUUGUUGUUCAUUGCAGUGCCGGGAUUGGACGGACGGGAGUUCUCAUCACUAUGGAAACAGCUAUGUGUCUCAUCGAAUGCAGUCAACCAGUCUAUCCACUAGAUAUUGUAAGGACAAUGAGAGAUCAAAGAGCCAUGAUGAUCCAGACACCUAGUCAAUACAGAUUUGUCUGUGAAGCAAUUUUGAAGGUUUAUGAAGAGGGAUUUGUUAAACCUUUAAAGACGGCACUGCCCGAAUAAGAGAGCGAAAGGGCCGGGAUCCAUAUUUGAAAAUCCCGACCGUUCUAAGCUGGCUGUAUUCACUGUCGUAAUGCUUGCAGGAAAUGGUCUCUGAGAACAAUGAAGAAUUGACAAAGGACUUUGAAAACUUCAGCACUGUUGCACUUUAUGUUGAAACAAAAGUCAGUCUCUGAAACACUAUAACUCAUGUUGGAAGACAAUUAUUUCGUGCGUUGCUCCAAACAAAGAGUGAACUAACUGAGUGUGUUCAGGGUAAUUUAUGAAAUUUCCUGGUCAUGCCAUACAGUCCCCUUCUGGUUGAAUUGCUACAAAAAAAAAAUUGUCGCCGUCUGUGCUACACCCGUCUGUCUUGAGAACUUACAAAAGACAACAUCAGGCCUCAGCCACGGUCUUUCUUUUCCAGUGCUUCAUCUCUGUGCCAUGUGGCUUUUGUCUUUUCCACCGUUAGCAAUACGAUUCUGAACGUUAGCCAACGCUACACUGCCCUCUGAUGCCGCCUCUGUUUGCCCCGUACUCCUUCCUCCCAGUACCGACCUACCGGGGGUGGAUUGAAAGGGGGAAUGUGCUUUUCUUGAGAAAAUGCUGCCCCUUGGCCCAUUUAGCCAGCAUCUGAUAACAGGCAUCGAUCCGAACCCCUGCCUCGGGACCGGGUUGGAGAACGAGCAUCAGUUUUCCGAGUCCUGGAGUCGGUUUGUUCCUGAUCACCUGACCUAAUAUCCCAGAAUGGAAACGAAUGCAUGGAUUGUGUCUUAACCCCUCAAGUGCCUUGAGACUUCUCCUCUGUCCAAUGAAAAGGCACGCAUAUGACCCCGUGGGGAGAUAUGAAAGUGUACAUGAUGCCGUUUUAUGCAUUUUUGAAGGAGUCCUUGUUUUUUGAAAAAAGCAUACAAAAAAGAAAAAAAAAAUGAACAGCCUCCACCGUUGGGAGUGCGUGGUCCUGCAAAGGAGUCUAGAAAAUGCCAUUCCUUCCUUUCUUACUCAGUUUUGGAGCUUAAGCAUCGGGAACAAAACUCCCCUAUUUUCUACUGAGUGUGAGAGAGCACUCUGCUGCUAUGAAAUUGUUGAACAUUUGGCACGUACCUUUGGUUUGGCUACUUCUUACAGCCUAGUGGGAGAAGCCACCACGGCUCUUGGAAUUUGCUUAUUGGAAUCCAUCUCCAGUUUAGGAAAACGGUCCUACUCUCCAGCUAUUCAGGCUAAAACAGACUGGUUUCCUAGAGCGAAAUGUGUAAUUACCAGUUGAAGUUCUUUCCCGUCACCCACCAAAAUACUACUCUUCUGAGUUUGGUUCCCAGCAGAUUUCAAACGAUGUUCACACUGGACUGUUGGUCUUUUUUUGUUGCCUUUUCCGUCUAAUGAGGAGUGAAAUGCUGUCCGUUUACUUCAAAAUUUUGUCCCAGUCCCUUGAAAACUGUGGUUGUGUUUUUCCUGUCCUUUGUUGUACAAUUAAAUUGCUCCAGUUUCUAUGUAUUGUUUCUUAUUUGGAUCCUGAACAUUUUCUUAGUAAGGUUUUUAUUUGUUCAACUGAUACGGUGUGUGAGCUCACUUCACGGUUGUGUGUGUUUGUGUCAUUCCCUCUUUUCUGUAUGUCUUCGUGGUUUUCUUGGGAGAAGCUAGUUCGAAAAAGGGUACCAAGUUGAUAUCCGUAGGACUGUCACCUCUCUGAAUGUUUUGUCAAAACCAAACCAUUCACCUCUAUGGCUUGACAAAGGGAGGUGCCUUUUGAAAUGGUUUCUGAAUAUGACUCUCCCCGGUACAUCAGACUAUUAAUGAAAAGCGGAGAUUUCAGUGGUGGGAAAUUCUACAAUUCCCUUAAAAUGAGAGGGUGCUUGCAUAGGGUAAGAGUCUUUAAUGUUCAGUUUGAAGCGAAUUUCAUUCUCAAAUAUUCAGUCCUCAUGAAAAUUAAUUCAAGGGUAUGAAGCUCCUAUGGCAAAUUUGUAUAAACAUCAAGAGGCCAGAUGGAUAAUAAAUAGAAUAUUAAAUAUUUUUAAAGGUAAAGAGAAAAUGAUUUUUUUGUUUGCUGAGAUGUAACUUUUAUUUCAGAAGAGAAAGUCUGUUACUGAUAAUGCUAAAAUUCACAUCCACCCCGACAUUAUUCAGUAGUGAAGAAAUCUGGUCCUAUUUAAACAUCCCACGUGACAUUGACCUCCAGUACAGGUAGAUAAAUUGUAACAGAAUGUGCCACCCAUACCUAAGGGUGGCGGGGGGGAAUGUGUGUGCAUUGUAUAAAAUUGUACGUGUGUGGGUCUGUGUGUAUGUACACACACACAUCCAUACAUGUACAAUUUUUAUACAAUGUACAAUUUGAGGAUUUUUCAAUCUCCUUCCUAGUCAAAAUGGAUUUUUGCCACAUUCCCAGGUUUUCUUACCCGCGUAACAUUUUGGAACCAAUCCCAAGUCAAAUCCCCUUAUCUAAAGGAGCCUGGAAGAGAGAAUCAUUUCAGUGUGAUUUCUUAAUUUGGAAAAUAGGGUGGUAAUCAGUGGUAUUUAUUGAGCGCUUCACACGUGCAGAGCACCAUGCUAAGCACCUCAAUAUUCCUAUUCCAAUCAAAUGAUGUUGCCUGUUAGCACUACGCAUAUGUAAGUUUGUUCAAAAUAAUGUGAGAUCUUAAUCCAGUAGUAGGUCUUUCCAUUCUAAUGGUGGCCAGUAAGGCCAUUUGAAAAAGAAUGUUGAUCCUUUUGCCUGGGGAGUGAUAGGAGUAAUUAUCAUUUAGAGAUAAACGAAAUACAACCUGGCUUUAAGCUUACCACUGUAUUAAGUCAAGUGCAAGAAAAAUGGUAUUUACCUAGAACUGUCUAAUGCACAUACUGAACUAGUGUGCUUGGGUGUUUUUAUGUAUAAACAUACACUAUGAAAACAUUUUGGGCUACAAUGCAAUUUUUAUGGAGGGCUAACUUAACGAAGCACUUAAUGUUUAGAAUUGAUAUAAAAUAUACAUCCAUGAUAUUAAAAGGUUUAUGUUCAUAUAAGGAAUUAAAACAUUGCCCUUUUAUAAUCACAUUCUGGGAGGGGGGGACAAGGAAACAGAAUAGUUUAUAACAGUGUACUGUAGAAAGUCUGUAUUUUGCAUAUUUCAAUUUUUCUCUGUCAAGUUGCCAAAGCAGUUUGAGUUCCCAAGAACCAUUUCUACCACAAUAAUGCGGGGUAUGUUUACUGCUGUUUUUAUCUUGUUUCAGUGACCUGUGGUAAAAAGUGGCUAAAAAAAAUGAUUUGCCCCUGAGCAAUCUCCAUCAACAAUGGCUUAGAUUAAUGUAGGGGAAUAGAUAGCAAAAAUAAGAAAUAAUAUUUAAAAUGAGAGAAAUCAUCUAAAAUUGGGUAAUAAAGUCACAAUGUGAGGAAAGAAUGUCAGCAGGUGCUUGUUUCCAAAGACAGUUAAGAAUUUCCAAGGGAGCAGGAGUAAAGCCUCUUAUUUUACCAUAAAAAUAUUAAAUCGAAUAAAGUUAUGCUUCUACCUGUUGUGGUAUAAAUGGCCUCAAAAUAUUUUGCUGUGGCCAAAAAAGUCAAAACUGCUGAUUCUCUGUUUGGGCUAUGAAAAUGUGUGUCAAAUAUCUAUACAAAAUAAGAAAAAAAAAUGGAGAAAAUAUUUUUUUUUUGGAAUGUGUUUCAUGCUGUAAAGAACAUGAAUGUAACUUUCAGGCAUAAUGACUUACAAAUGGUAAGAGUUAUGACUGGAUUUUAUGGGUAAUUAUUUUCAUACCAUUUGUUUUAAAACAGGGGGGUGGGAGGGCUUAAGAGAGAAAAGAAAAAAAUGUAAAGUUUAUUACACUUCCAUUAUACAAA